GACAGGAGGACGACACUUUUGCACACUUGAUGAACGGUUGAAAAAUGGCUAUCUCUUUUAAUUGAUGUGUUUCGAGUGUUUAUAAUUAAAAUUGUUUUAAAACUAUAGAUAAUAUGUUUACCGAUACCUUUGAAGACAAGACUAAUUGAGUAAAUGUGUGGGAACACAUUAAUAUAAAAGACUGCACUCAAACUAAAUCAAAGAUACACAUCUAACCCGCACCAUGAUGAACAAUCAGUUCCAUACAUCAGCUACUAAUCCUCUCCAUCUGAAUGCAGCUGACCCUGGAGGUGUUGGCGUUGGCAUCGGUAGAACUGCAUAUGCCGGCUAUAUGCCAAGUUCGGCUCCAGAAUCGGCGCCAACGCCGAAUCAAUGGUUGACGUACCAAAUACUGCCUCCCAGUAGCCAGCAGCAGGUUGUUGGUCAGCAGAAUUUGUCCAAACUUUGGCAACCGACCACAACGCAUCCAAGCAGUAUACAGAUAACAACCACAACCAGCAAUCCUACCGUACAUACCGUAUCUGCGCUAGGAAAGCAACCGACAGCGGCGGUGGUCACAUCAUCAUCAUCCAAUGCGCAUCCUAUGGCCUAUAAGGCUAACAAUAUACGUAUUAUUUCGACAUCUCCAAAUAUCUAUAAUAUAAACAAAUCGGUGCCACAGGCAUUGCAAAAACAACAGCAGCAGCAUUCUGUGUAUCAUGCUCCUGUUCAGUCUUAUUACUUGCCGAAUGCUGGUAAUCCUAGCCAAUUGAAUCGUUUAGUUGCCAAGCAACAACAACAAUCGACACAGUCGGUUUCAAUGCCUCCGGUGCCUCCUCUUGCACCGGUGAGCAAUUCCACCUCUGUUGUGCCUUCUACUGUGGUUCUGGAUAGAAUCAACAUUUGCAUUAAUAACCACUACGCCGAGUCGACGCCAUCACAGAUUCUAGGACAGCAGCAGCAGCCGUCGCCCAUUAUACCAGCUAUCCAGCAUAAGAUACAGCCGCUGCCCAUAAUUGAUAGCAAUUUUAGUUCCGUCUCAAGCAGCAGCUAUGAAGACGGCGGAGGCGAAGGUGGAGGCCCAACCAUAGAAGAGUGUGUAUCAACAGCCUCAACUGUUAGCAGCACCGUAAUUGUGAUUGAUGAGCCGGAUUCCACCACAACGACACCGCAAACACCACCAACAACACCGGAAGCGAUUGGUUCUCCCUUAACAUCGAAUACAUCGAUCUCUGACUUAUCUAUAGCAUCAUCUCCUUCACCGCCUCCAGCUUCCUGCUCUUCCGUCGGCAUGAAGCCGAGUUUCAAAUCAAAUGAGGCUUCAUGCCUGCCACUUACGCCCCCAUCGCCACCACCAGCACCAGCCGAACAGCUUCCAUCUGCUCCUCGAGCGAAUUAUUCUUUGCAAGAAGAUGUCUUUAUUAAAUGCCAGGAUGGUCGAUUCUAUCUGGGCACAAUCAUUGAACAGAUUGAAGAGCAAUUUCUCAUACGAUUCGAUGAUCAAUCGGAACAAUGGUGUGGACCAGAAAAGAUGCGUAAGCUAGGAGGAGACAGCUGCAAUACCAGCUCAGCGAAUCUUGGCGUUGAUGCCACCAAUUCAACUGGCCCAUCUCCCUCCGCCACAAGUUCCUCCAUCACCAAAUGCUCCUCCAUGUGUGUGGCCUGUAAACGUUCUGAUCUGCAGGAUAUUGUGGAAAUUUGUGAACGUUGCGGUCGUGGCUAUCAUCGUGGUUGCACCACCGAAAUUGUUGCGGGCAGCGGAAUUUGGUUUUGCAAACGCUGCGCCAAACCCAUGCAAAUGCAUCAGCCAUUGAAGGAGCAAUUGAUUGGCAAGCCUGAAGGAAUAUGUCGGCAAUUACCCUAUUAUGCGGAUAAACUCAGCUGGGAUGAGAAGCAUCGCGUAAAUGAAGAGCAAAUCUAUUGUUAUUGCGGCAAACCUGGAAAAUUUGAUCAGAACAUGUUGCAAUGUUGCAAAUGUCGUAAUUGGUUUCACACCCAAUGUAUGCAGAAUUUUAAAAGUAAACUGCUGCGCGGUGAUAUCUUCUUUGUAUUCUGUUGCACUGUAUGCAACAAAGGUGGGGAAUUUGUGCGUCGUCUACAAAUCGAUUGGGUAGAUGUUUUACAUAUUGCUCUCUAUAAUCUACGCAAGCAUCAGCAUCAGAAAUAUCAUCAUUUGCUAAAGGAUAUUUGGCCAUUUGUAUUGGAGCAGCGUCAAAACUUACCCAUCUGCAAGGAAUGGAGACUAUUACCAGAAACCACAUUGAUGGAGAGAAUAAAGCAAACGCUUAGGGACUACUCUGAACGAUUUAUAUGCGGUCGCGAGGUGAAACGUGAUCCAGCCUUUUAUGCUCUGCGUCACAGUGGACCGCCAUUGACGCCCAAAGUAUUUCUCCAAGAGAACGAGGUGCCAACAGAUGAACUGUUGGUCAACAAAUAUAAUUUGUUGCUCCUGCCUGAUGAGAAAAAAGAAAAUGCACAACCUAAAAACGUAGAUGUUUAUGAGUUUCAUACAGAUGACGAUGAAGAGACAAAAAUCGAUGUAUCUACCAGUGAAGAGGAUGAGAUUCCCAUCAAGCAUAUUAUUGACAAGGCCAAAAAGCAAAGUGAACAAAUGGAAUUGAAGUCAGCAGCACCACAACCGCCGCCGGCGGAUGAUAAUGCCAAUGAUGCCACUACUGUGCCAGCAGUUACUACCCCUGCUAUGCCAAUUACUGCUACACAGCUCCAAAUGGUGGAGUGGGCCAACAGCAGUCGCAAACGUAAGGCCUUUCGCCUCUCAAAGCGCUACGAUACUACCAACAGCAAUCGAAAUCACUGUGAUCUUUCGUCGGAUGAGAACUCAAGCAGCAGUCGUGGUACCAGCUCCUUGGAUAUUAUCAUACCACCGCCAGUAAAUUUUUUGGGUCGCAAUAAUCCGUUCCUAAUGGCCACACCUAAGAAAGCGCAGCCAACGAAACUAGGAUCAGGAAAUUUGGCUUUGGGAGUGACUAGUAUCAUUAAUAGUCUAUUCAAGCUCAAGAAUGGAGGAGGUGCUGGUGGCUGUUUAGCCAGAGAUCAGCCGCGUAUGGUGAGAACCAUUAAACGUAAACUGAGUGCCAAAGAUAUAACCAUUGGGCCCAAUCAGGAAGUGCGCCGACGUCGAACGCGUCGCCCAAUCACAGACAUGGAGGUGAUUAAUACCACCACCAUUAAUCCCAUACCCAGCCACUAUUUUCCCAUCUAUGCCAAAGAUUUGCAUCCACCUCCUCCUCCUCCUCCACCUCUGCCACCGCCGCCGGGCAAACUUUUGGCGCCAUCUCAUGGUCGUUUACUGCGACAGCGUCCACAGAAAUCAGGACGACGCGCGCUCCAUCAAACCCCAUCCACUGCCACCUCAAUUAGCAGCAGUUCAUCUUCAUCAUCCGCCUCUUCCAAUGGUGCAUCCAUGCUGGAUGUAAAACAAUCGGUCAAUAAGUAUUUCGGCGGCGCUAUCAACCGUAUCGAUGCUGGUGAAUCCUUUGGAAUUCGAGCCAAACGUCGCUUGGGCAAUGGGCAAGUGCAGUAUCUAGUGGAGUGGACAAAUGGCAAUCGUUGAAGCAAAUCAGUCUGUACUCAAUUUUUUAAGUCGUUUGCCCUUAUAGUAUUUUCUACAGCAAAUAGAAAUAGACUUGUAAAACACCUGUUACCGAAAUGGCCGAGGAGGUUAAAAAAAGAACUUAUUCAAAUAUAGACUGCUCAUACAAAUUUCUGUUCUGUUGAAUGUGUGGAUUAAUAAAAAAAAUAUAAAUGAGAA
This is a messenger RNA of Drosophila willistoni, 3751 nucleotides long. Its product is annotated as polycomb protein Pcl. Lineage: Eukaryota; Metazoa; Arthropoda; Insecta; Diptera; Drosophilidae. The record is from RefSeq and is a predicted model, not a curated record. The transcript is spliced from 5 exons. Bases 224 to 3553 code for a protein of 1109 amino acids.